This is a messenger RNA of Pelobates cultripes (western spadefoot toad), 42024 nucleotides long. The record is from the annotation of a GenBank genome assembly. Lineage: Eukaryota; Metazoa; Chordata; Amphibia; Anura; Pelobatidae.
GAAACAAUGGCCAGUGACAAGUUGGAGCUACUCUCGGCGUUCCGUUGCCCUGGUAACAGAAUGUUACUUGUCAGAUACAGAGUGCAGAAGGAUUGAAGCAUGGCUUCGGACAAGCUGCAGCUCGAGGUGGUCGGGCGCCUCUCCGAGCCCACUUUCCACAUGGCUAAAUGUGCGGCCGAGGUAUAACCCAGAGAGUAUACAAGGGCGACCGCAGGGCUCUGUAGGGGGGGGUUGGGUUUAUUAAAAAAGUAAUUGUAUAAUGCGUUUCAUAUGAUGGUAAGUGAUGUGUCAGUUGUGUAUUGUAAAAGGAAACCAUUCAUUUUUGUGACAUAUGAUAUUUAGCUUUUAUCUUUAAUAUUUUUAUAGGGUUUAAUUUUCCAUUGCCAAAUUGUUAUCACUAUUGCCAUUUAUGUAUUGACCCAUUUCCCAGCGUAGAUACAUUGUUUACUGUAAUGGCAGUGAUAUAUGACUAGAAGUUAAUAGUAUAGAAAAGAAUAUAGAGAAACAAUGACAUUUAUCUGUACUAACACAAAAAGUGCUGAUGAGUUUUAAAUGGACAGGGUAAGCCUUCACACCCAUUCUUAUAUACUGUAUGCAAAAGCAAUAACUUAAAAGGACACUCCAGGCCCCCAGACCACUUCUGCCCAUUGGAGUGGUCUGGGUGCCAACUCCCACUACCCUUAACCCUGCAAGUGUAAUUAUUGCAGUUUUUUUUUUUUUUUUUUUUAUAAUUCUUUAUUUAGUCGUGCGAUACUAAAACAAUUUUACCUAUUCUGCCACAACAGCAGAGGUAGGUUAUGAACAAGCAUACAAUUGCGAGGCAUAGGUAAUUAGAAACGAUUAUACAACACUUUUUAUGGUAUAUCUUCUGCAUUUGAUAGGACAUGUCGGUGAUGAGGUGAGUGCUGUUCGGGUGCAACAGGGCAUGUCAGUGCUCAUGGGAUGGUAUUGCAGUUUUUUAUAAACUGCAAUAAUUACCUUGCAGGGUUAACUCCUCCUCUAGUGGCUGUCUACUAGAAAGCCACUAGAGGGCACUUCCUGCAUCAUAGCACAGAAAACCUGUGCUAGAGCGUCGCUGGACGUCCUCACGCUGUGUGAGGACCUCCAGCGUCACUCAAUUCCCCAUAGGAAAGCAUUUAAAAGCAUUUUCAAUGCUUUCCUAUGGAGAGCUCUAAUGCGCGUGCGCGGCAAUGCGCUUUAGGUCUCCGCGGCUGGCGGGCAGGAUCAGUUUCGCCCACCGGUUGACGUAAGGUAGGGGAGGAGCGGCGGCGACCUGAAACCACCGCCGAGGGACAUCGGCGGGGGUGUCAGGUAAGUGACUGAAGGGUUUUUCACCCCUUCAGCAACUGGGGAUGGGAGGUGGGAGGGAGAGGGGACCUGCAGUGCCAGGAAAACAGAUUGUUUUCCUGACACUGGAGUGUCCGUUUAAUAAUACAACAGAAAAAAAAAAUCUCCCUUUUAACCCCUUAAGGACACAUGGCAUGUGUGACAUGUUAUGAUUCCCUUUUAUUCCAGAAGUUUGGUCCUUAACGGGUUAAAGCUCCAGCAUUUGCUGGAAAAUAUUAGCCCUGGAGUACUUACCUACAAAGAAUUAACUUCACGCGUUUCCAAUUUUAAAAAGAAAGUGAAAUACAGAAAAUAGAAAUCAUACACAGGGUUAUUUACUAAAUUGAGAAUUGUGUGGAAUCCAAAAUUAAUUUCACAUUUAAAAGGGACAGUUUAUAACAACUUAAUCUAAAUAUAGUUGUUACGGUGCCAGGAGGCCCUUGGGCGCACUCUCACCUCAAGGGGAUUAAAUCGUUCUUGUACGGUUUAACCUCAAAAUGAGCUUCCAGCGACAAUCUUAACUCCUUCCACGGGGAAUCUGGCUUCUGAAAUUUCAGUAUUAGGAAGCGUGGAGUGCCGUUGGGCAGAGGGCCUUUAAAGCCCAAAUACAUGAAUUAGAAAAAUUAUUUGAUUUAAAUAUUCUUCCACAUCAGUUAUUUUUGAUUAAACCUGUAUUCCUAACACUUUAGUGUUCAGGUCCCUAAGUUUAUAUGUACUCUCCUCCUCGUUUGGCAUAAAAAACGGUUACAAUGCCUUUUUACUUACCUUUUCUUCCUGUGCCAAGGCUCCCUCAGCACUGCUUAUCUUCUCUUCCCAAGACGUCAGGGAGGAGGCAUAUCCUCCUCUGCCAAUGUCCAGUCCAAUGCUUCUAGUCUCCCGAUUACCAAGUGCUGCAGUGAUUAUAGCUCUCCUGUUUUCAGCAAAGUAGUGAUUAGAGCUCUCAAUCCCCCAAACAUGAGCCUAGACUUUAUGAAGGGGUAAAAUGAAUGUGUUUAAUGGGAGCCACACACAGUCUUUUAUGUAACUCCCCAUGCAAGGGGUUUUCUUAAACAUAUUCCAGGGGCAUUCCCUUCAGGACCUGAGAGGCAACUAGUUACAAGCAAACAUUCAACAUACUCCUCCCCUGUGCCUGAGAGAUAAUUAGCUGAGCACACAAACAUAUAAUUAAAUUAUCUCUCAGGUACAAAAACAUGCAAUAUAACAAAAUACCCCCAAAACACAUGAAAACUCCACAAACAUCCCAUGAUAGCCCCGAUCUGGGUGACCAACAUAUGCAAAAAUCACCCAGAUUGGUUCAGGGGUUUGGGAUUUUCAUGGAAGUCAAUUAUUUGACCGACCGUGCACAUGGUCCUAUGGCUAAAACAGUUCCAGGAAAUCAGGGCUAACGGUCGGUCUCGGGAGCACAAAUUACAUAAAACACCAAAUGGAUGACUUAAAUUACUUGUGUAGCCUGUUCCCCUUGUUCGUGGGAACAUUUCCACCAAACAGUGCCUUUCUAAGUGGGGGUAGAACCGAACAUAGGCGAUUGAUGGAAGUCCAGCGGUGUUCAGGAGUUUCUGUGUCCGAUUUUAGUUCCAUGAGAUUUAUGCCCAAACAUCGCUGCCUGCGUUCACGGAAACAAGAUGUCCGCCACCUCGUGGUCGUUCAUACGAAAUGCGGCCACCCAGACGAACACUUAGAACACUGCGGUGGAAAUUGCUACAAAGUAUCCAUUGGGCUUAAAAAGCACCUGGGUGGUCUCUGGUUCGUGCGGCUGUUCGGUUCCCGGUUCGUCACAUAGUGUUUGAAUUUACCUCUCACUGUCCUUCAAUUCAGCAUUAAAAAGUUUUUAAUGUUAUAAAACCACUUCCCAAGUCCCAAGCAGCACAACCCCUCUGUGCUUCCUUGGAUAAUGAGAAAGCAUUAGCCCGAGCGGCAGUGGGCAGCUGUGAUUGGCUGAGAGCAUCAACAAACCGCUUUCAGCAUAAGACAGCGCCCAUUCCUAGCAUGAGUUUGUAUGGCUAAAAGGAAGUGUGUAAUCUCUGCCAUAUUUCCUGUAGGUGCCGGGCUGUGGGUGGGCCAGAAUCCUUAUUUAGUAUAACUCGCGCUUGCAGAACUUUUCCCGAGCAGCUCCUUUCCUUUGGAACAGCCUGCCUACCCCCACCAGACUCUCCCAUAGUCUUCAAUCAUUUUAAAAAGUCUCUCAAAACCCAUCUUUUCAAAAAUGCUUAUGGCCUCCCAGAGUUCUAUUUCACAAUUCUUUCUCUGUCUCUCUCUCCUUAAGGGCACACUCCACUCUCACUUCCAGUUCUGUUACUUUUCCACCUUGUUGCUUGGUUCUAUCCCCCUUGAAUGCCCUUCCUAUUGUGUUUUUAUACCCCACCUCCUCUAGACUGUAAGAUCGUCUGAGCAGAGUCCUCCUCUACUUAUUGUUCCUGAAUCAUUUUGUAAUUGUCUCAUUUAUUGUUAAAUUUCCCCCUUUCAAAAUAUUGUAAAGCGCAGCGGAAUAAGUUAGCGCUAUAUACAUACCAAUAAUAAAUGAUGACAUUGUUAAACUGUUUGAAAAUGGUUUAACACUAAAUGGGGAGACUGUGACAGAGAACUCCAGGCACUAUGACCAAUUCAAUAUGUUGAAAUGGUUAUAGUGGCCACAUGGGUACACCUGAAUCUCUAGCUGCGGUAGGGGGCAUAUUGUGAUUAUUCUACCAGCAGCUUAACAUACAUUAUUAUUUAUAUUAUAAAUAAAAUAACAUGUUAGUGGCAUCCAGUUUAUAAGGACUGUUAGGGUAUAUGGACUGACAAUAUUAAAUGAAUCUGUUUUCUAAUUUAAAGCUUGCUUGGAACUUUGUAGUAACAUGCAUAUGAUAUAAGUUUUUUGUUAAUUAAGUGCAUGGUGUUUUAUUUUAGGUACUAAAACUUUCAUUUGAUGCAGAGUUUGAAAGCCCCAUAAUACACCCACUCUUGGAAUGUGAUUGGGAUCACUACCUAUCAGAAAAGAAAAAGGUAACAUUUUGCCCACUUGACUUUUAUAAUAUCGAUCACAUUAAAAAGACAUGGGACAUUUUUUUUUUCUAUUGAAAACUAAAUUUGUUCUACUCAAAUCAAAUUGCUUCCAAAUGUAUUGAUUAAAGUUAUCCUGCUAUUUCUCAUGUUAUCAGAGUCAAAAAUGCUAUUUUUGUCACAUACUGUAAUUGUUACAAAAUGGCACAAUAAUGUAAAAAUCAAGGCCUUGAUUUAAUAUUUUUGGAUAAGCUUUUCAAAUUACGUAAUAUUUCUGGAUAAACUUUUAAAAUGUAAUAUUUUGAUAUAUAUAUUAUUUUUCAAAAUAUGAUAUAUAUUAAUAUUAUAUUAGAUUUUUAAUAAAUAAUUUGAAAAACCUAUCCAAAAAUAUGAAAUCAAUUAAAAGGCUUCUCUAAAAACAUUAAAUUGAGGCCAAUUUCUGUAUGUGGGCAUAAUGUGCAUAUAAAAUACAUUUCCCAAACAGCCCAUGUUUACACAGAAUAGAUGACUGCUAGAACAUUGCAUAUAAACCAUAGACUUUUAUAUAUAACUGAAAUAUAAAACAGGAAAAAAGGAACUGAGGGGUUAUGUACUAAAGUGAAAAUUGUCAGGAUUGUGUAACGUGUGUAUUUGAAAGUUAGAAGCAAAACUGACUUUGUUACGUUUUCCAGUUCAGCCAGUUUUGGCCUUAAAGGGUGACUAUAGUCCCCAGAACAACUACAGUGUAUUGUAUUUGUUCUGGAGAGGAGAAUCAUUACCUUUGGCCUUUUUGCAGUGUCUUUUAAGAGAAAAUGCAGUGUUUACAUUACAGCCUAGGGAUACCAUCACUGGCCACUCCUCAUAUGGCCGCUAAAGGUGCUUCCUGGGUCAGUGUGACUGCCAUUCUGUGUCUCCACCCUCUGCAUGGAGACACUAAGCUUUCUUCAUGAAGAUGCAUUGAUUCAAUGCAUCUCUAUGAGUAGAUGCUGAUUGGCCAGGGCUGUGUUUGGCUUGUGCUGGCUCUGCCCCUGAUCUGCCUCCUUGACAAGCUCAGUCAAUCCAAUGCUGAUCUAUGGGAAAGCAUUGGGAUUGGCUCAGAUCAUAUCUUCUGAUGAUGUCAGCUAAGCAGGCAGAUCACGGGCAGAGCUAGCAGCAGCAACAGACUGAAGUAAAGGUAAUAUUUUAAUAUAUUUGGGUGAUGGAGGGGGAGGGCAGAAGGGCUAGAUGGUGUUUUAACACAAAGGGUCAGGGAUACAGGUUUGUGUGUGUGUGCCUCUCAGCCUCAUCAACGUUUAGUGUAGUAAAUUAGACUUCAUGGACUUGACAAAUACACAAUGUCACAUUGCUAAAUUUUGACAGCUAGUUGAAAAGGAAAUCUUAUAUUGUAAUCCAUUAAAGUAUGAAUCAUGGGAGAAAUUCAAAUUAGUUUUUGAACAUUUACUGAAAUGUGAGACCCUGAGAUCUCUCAUUAUUCAGAUACACCAUUCAAUUGAACCUGGUGACUCUAUCAAUUUUCCUUUGUUAUUGUUUUUUUUUUAACUGGGAAACCUAUUUAAUAUCAAUCCCUCUCUUUUCUCUUAUUUGUUUCCUUUCCUCCUAUUUUUCCUUGGGGGUAGGGUAUUAUUUAAUCUUCAUUAUAUUAACUCACUGUUAUGGAGAAAUUGCAUAACUCUUGUUGCAUAACUCUUGAAAUUGCAUAACUCAUUGUUAUUAUGUUAUACAAUUUUCGCUGUUGUUGCUUGCCUUUCCUGUGCAGCUUAUACGAAACUUCAAUAAAACGUAUUUUAAAAAGAAUUUAAAUUCCAUUUCAAUUGACUUCAAAUUCUUGACAAUUUAUAGUUUAGUGAUUAAUUAUAUUCAUAUGAAACCGAGCACCUACAAUGCAAAGACCUAUUCAUCACCAUCCAAGUAUUUGGAUUUAUCUCAUUGUGCUAAUAUUUACUGGCUGCACUGUAUGCCAGCAUAAUAUUUAUUGACUAAUAUAAUGAUGGUAUAAAUACCAAUUUUUUAUGUUUUAUUAUUUCAGGAACUUAAAGGAGAUACAUGGGAAUUCCCUUCAAGCGUCAUGUGCUUUAUUGAUGGUCAGUUUGUUGGAGAUGAAAAAUCACUGGUGUUGUGGGCUAACACUUCAUGGGGUUACAGAGAUUACCGGCCUUUAGCGUUAUACAAGGCCUUGGCUGACGAUGACUACACCAAGUACAUGAAAGCCAGAAAGGUAAUUUUAUACCAUAUAAAUCUCAAAUAAUAAUAUUACAUCUUUGGAGCUGGUGUCAUGUAGAAAGACUGGUUUAUCUGUAGAUAAAUCCAAUAUUCUUGACUCCUGCCCAGUAUGCCACAUUGCAAGUGGUAGAGAUAUCGGGAUACUGAAAUGAUCUUCAACAAGGUACAGUGAACAACCUCAAUUUAGGCCUCAAUUUGCAAACCCAGAAGCAUGCAAUACUAACUUAAUUCAUUUGCUGUAAGCACUUCUGCCCACCCCCACCCACCCAGGUUCCUACUAAAUUUAUAGCAUGUUCCUUCAGCUGUCUGAGAUCUUACUCAAUGACACCUCAAUGACCAGUAACUUCAACUCUCUGCCAAUUGUCAUUUCUUCAGGCCAUCACUUCCAAAUCCCCCCUGCUACCUCUCAAAUCCACAUUAUAUCCAUUAGUUUGUAAGAACGGGCUGUCUAUCUAAGCACUUUGUAUAAAAGAGCUUCAAUGCCUAGGUCCUGGGAUAGAUCAAUGGCUCACAGACAGGGCCUUCUUUACCUUUUGUAUUGGUCUGUGCACAGGGCAGGAUUAAGAGCCCAUUGGGCUUGGUGCUGACAAUUAUGAUGGGCCUAGUUACAGAAUCUUAUCUACAGAAAACACUAAAACAGUUAUACCUCCCAAGCGCCAUGUAUCUGGUGGAGGUGAUGCUGAAGGGAAACUCACAGGAUGCUGCUAUCGUAAAACACAAACCCUAUGCUAAUCUCUCACUUUCAUCUUUCAAGUAAAUCCAUUACUCCUAAAAGCAGUGUCCAAUGAAGCAGGAUUUCAGUGGCUGGGUUAAAAGGGUGGGCCACUGACGCCAGUCACGUAACCAGAACCACAAAAAGGGACAAACAUUCCUAAAAAGGAUGCACAAAGAAUUAGAUGGUCAGCCUGACGUGAAUGUACGUCAGGCUCCCUGCCAAUCAUGCAGGAUGACUAACCAAGGGCAUACUGUGACGACAGCACCCUGAGCUUAGCAUAAAUGUGUCUAAUGAUGCGCUAGCGCUACGCUUUCUAAGGACUUUCCCCUAGAACUGGCUGGUCUACUCCUUUUCUAACCUUCUUACUAGCAGGCAGAUGCUUCUUUUAUAUAGUCUGGGACAGAAAAAAAAGUGUAUGUAGUGAGUGUAGAAGAAAGGGUACAUGCCACAGUGUUAGAGAGACUGAAGCAGAAAGAGCAUUUGCAUAGUGAGCAAAGUCAGCUUUACCUUAACUAAUUUGUCAGCCAAUCAACACUAAUUUUAUUCCCCUACAUUCCUCUUAAGUUUUAAUCAAGAGCAUGUGAAGUGUACUGUAAAAAAAUAAAAAUAUAUUUUUUUUUUAAAUCAAUGAGCCUAUUCCAUAGGCAUGGGCCUGGAGCUGCAGCUCCAUGAGCCCCUAUGUUAAUCCGGCCCUGUCUGUGCAUAUUGUAUGUUCUACCCUAAUUGUACAGCGCUGCGGAAUAUGUUGGCGCUUUAUAAAUGCCAGUAAUAAAUAAAUAUACCUAACAAAAAGCAUUGGAGCAAAUAUAUAGAGGCGUAUUACCAGGCUUAUCGUUUAGAUACGAAAUAGAAAUAGAAACAGCUUUAAGUUAACAUUCCAUUCAGGCCAGGGAGUAAAGAAAACAAGAAAUAAAAGUAAGUUAGGAACUCAAUAGUAAAACUCACUGUAAAAAGAACCAGCUGGUGACUGCUACACUGUCACAGGAUAACUGGAAACAAAGUAUCAGGCAAGAACAAGGUCAGGAACAAGCAAGGGUCUGGUGCACACACUAAUCACAAUCAGGAGCAAUGUAGCACACCAAGAACCACGAAAGGACACUGAGUCCCAAACAGAGAGAACUGAUGCCCAUGCCCUUUGUGUCAGUUCUGUUUUGAAAUCAAAAAGUGUAAAAAAGUGUGAAAGGAUGUUUUCUGUGAACAAAGAAUGCUACAGGGUUAUUCACUAAAAUAAAAAAUUGGCAGGAAUUUAAAGUGAAUUUAGAAUUUUUCAGGCAAAAUUUGGCGAACUGGAAAAAUUCUCUACGUCAGCCAUGGUACCAGUUUGUAACAUAAGCAAUAACUUAAAAACCACUAGAGGGCGCUAGAUACUAAGCUUCCAAUUUUGCUAUUGUGUGUUAAAUGUUUUUUUUAUUGGUAAUGUACAGCCAACAAUCUUCGUUCGCAGAGGAAGUACAUCACAUAAUUCAAUAAAGAACUUAAUGGAAUAAAAAACAUAAAUCAUAAUUUUUGUUCACAUUGAACAACAGAAGAGGAAGUGAACAUUAGUGUUUAGUUGGUUAUUAACAUAAAACUUAUUAAUUAAAGUGUCAGGUUAAGGCCAGGUAAGAGGCAACUAAUAACAGUGGAAAUAAACUGCCAGUCAGGCAGCGCAAAAAUGGAACAUAUAGGCUAAGAAGCAAAGAGCAUAUACAGUCAGCUGAACUGAAAGCAAAUACCACAUGGGCAUGUAGGCUGCGUUGUUUAAUAUGAAAGUUUCACCACACAUCACAGCGAGGGUGCUUAAGGAGAGGCAUCCCCCUAUAGUAGAAUACGAGAAGCCUUGCCUGCCCAUAGUAGAAAUCGUAUAUCUAUAGCUGGACCAUAUUAGGAGGAAGUCACUGGAGCCAUCUUUUGGACAAUGAUAAUAAUGAGUAGGUAGACUUCCAGAUAGGCCGUGCCAAAUUAAGUGAUCAUCUAUACAUUAAAGCGCAGACAGCAUGUCGACUCAGCAUAGCGAAUGCUAUGCGGCUCAUAGGCUCCAGUGUUUCAUGAAUAGAAGUUUCACAGCACAAUAUAGGGACAGAUAUAAGGAAAAUAAGGACAGAAAUUGAAGUUCGCAGCAUGUUAUUCUCGCGAUGGCUGACUAUGAAAUGCCUAGCUAGCGUAUUCAUAUGGAAACUAGUAUGUCUACAGCUCAACUGUAUUAGCAUGAGGUUACCAAAGACAUUGACUAAAUAUCACGUGCAGAGCCGCCAAGAAAUUGUGAGAAAACCAUAACCAUCUAAGGAUUGCAAAAUAGAAUUGAAAAAAGAUGCAAACGAUAUCACUUUCAUAGAAAAAAGUGCAAAUACAUUUUGAUACAAUUAUACAUGUAUAAAGGCUUGCUAAGUAAUUAUACAUGCAUAAGGGCUAGCUAUGUAAUAGAAAAUCAUCUGACAAGUAUAUUAGCUGAGUGUCAGGGUUUAAAGAUUAACAUGCUAAGCAUAUAAUAAACAGAGUUUGAGACUAUUAAAGGGUAAAAUCUUCAGCUGUCAUUCUGCCAGGGCGAAUUAAGCAUUGCCUGCUGAGGGCGCCCACCUGGAUGUCUCCUGGUGGGCUGCCCCUGUCUUUGGCCGCAGCGCUGGGUUAGCUGCCCCCUCCAACCACUCCACACUGGGUCAAUUCUUAGGGCGCCCUUGAAGCUGUGCUUGUUAAGUAUGGCAGAGCAGACACCUGCUCACCUUGAUGGCAGUUGCUUGAUCUGCCGAUAAAUGCUGGAGGAGAAGGGGAAGGAGAAGGCAGGCGGCGAGGUAGGCUGUUCUUGCAGCUUCUCACUCCAUCGCACACACUCUGUGAUGCCGGGAGCCGGAAUAUGACGUCAUUCUGGCCCCAGCAUUCUAAACGGCAGGAGGAAUGAGGACCUGCCCCACUCGGAACUCCAGGGAGGUAAGGAGGCUGAAUGGGCCUAAAAAAAUAAAAUAGUUUGAGUGUUUGACUGUCAGUGAGUGUGUAUCUGUCAGUAAGUGAGUGUAUGUAUGUCAAUGAGUGUAGGUGUGUGUGUGUUUGCCUGUCAGGAGUAUGUGUGUCAGUGAGUGAGUGUUUGUAUGUGUGUAUGUCAGUAUUUGUGUGUGUGUGUGUGUGUGUGUGUGUAUGUCGGUCAGUGACUUUGUGUCUGUCAGUGACUGAGUAUUUGUCUGACUGUGUGUGUGUGCUCGUCUUAUUAUAAAUUAAAUUCACCUAAUGCAUUGAAUACAUAAUUUAUCACAGCAAUAAAUUAUGUGUUCAAUGUAUGUAUUAGGCAGGAUGUGUGUAUGGAUGUAGGUAUUAGGCAGUAUGUGUGUAUGGAUGCUGUAUUAGGCAGUAUGGGUGUAGGUAUCAGGCAGUAUGUGUGUAUGGAUGCAUGUAUUAGGCAGUGUGUGUGUAUGGAUGUAGGUAUUAGGCAGUGUUUGUGUGUGUGUAUGGAUGUACGCAUUAAACAGUAUGUGUGUAUGGAUGCAUGUAUUAGGCAGUAUAUGUGUAUGGAUGUAGGUAUUAGGCAGUGUGUAUGGAUGUAGUUAUUAGGCAGUGUAUGUAUGUAUGUAUGUAUGUAUGUACAUACAUACGUAUGCAUUAAGCAGUAUGUGUGUAUGGAUGCAUGUAUUAGGCAGUAUGGAUGCAUGUGUUAGGCAGUAUGUGUGUAUGGAUGCAUGUAUUAGGCAGUGUGUGUGUGUUUGGAUGUAGGUAUUAGGCAGUGUGUGUCUAUGGAUGUACGCAUUAAGCAGUAUGUGGAUGCAUGUAUUAAGCAGUAACUGUGUAUGGAUGUAGGUAUUAGGCACUAAGUGUGUAUGGAUGCUGUAUUAGGCAGUAUGUGUGUAUGGAUGCUGUAUUAGGCAGUAUGUGUGUAUGGAUGCUGUAUUAGGCAGUAUGUGUGUAUGGAUGUAGGUAUUAGGCAGUGUUUGUGUGUGUGUAUGGAUGUACGCAUUAAACAGUGUGUGUAUGGAUGCAUGUAUUAGGCAGUAUAUGUGUAUGGAUGUAGGUAUUAGGCAGUGUGUAUGGAUGUAGUUAUUAGGCAGUGUAUGUAUGUAUGUAUGUAUGUAUGUACAUACAUACGUAUGCAUUAAGCAGUAUGUGUGUAUGGAUGCAUGUAUUAGGCAGUAUGGAUGCAUGUGUUAGGCAGUAUGGAUGUAGGUAUUAGGCAGUAUGUGUGUAUGGAUGCAUGUAUUAGGCAGUGUGUGUGUGUUUGGAUGUAGGUAUUAGGCAGUGUGUGUCUAUGGAUGUACGCAUUAAGCAGUAUGUGGAUGCAUGUAUUAAGCAGUAACUGUGUAUGGAUGUAGGUAUUAGGCACUAAGUGUGUAUGGAUGCUGUAUUAGGCAGUAUGUGUGUAUGGAUGCUGUAUUAGGCAGUAUGUGUGUAUGGAUGCUGUAUUAGGCAGUAUGUGUGUAUGGAUGCUGUAUUAGGCAGUAUGUGUGUAUGGAUGUAGGUAUUAGGCAGUAUGUGUGUAUGGAUGCACACAUUAAGCAGUAUGUUUCUAUGGAUGCAUGUAUUAGGCAGUAAGUGUGUAUGGAUGCUGUAUUAGGUAGUAUGUGUGUAUGGAUGUAGGUAUUAGGCUGUGUGUGUAUGGAUGUACGCAUUAAGCAGUAUGUGUGUAUUAGGCAGACCUAACUGGAAACCAUAUGGCAAAAUUUAGGCCAAAAUAGAUUAUCUAGAAGAAUUCUCUAAUUCAGCUACAGUCACAUUUCAGCUGUUUUUGCUUAAACUUUGAAAUUUGGUAUUCAACUCACAGAGUUUAGUGAAUAAACCUCUAUGCAAUUGUAUUUGCUUUCAUGAGGGGGCAGCAAAAUGGAUCUUUGCCUAGGGCGGCAGAAAUCCUUGCACCGGCCCUGCAUUCAGCCAAACCACACAUAGCGAUGUAUUCUCACUCAUGUGCCUAUGUCAGACACUAGGCGUCUUCUUACACCGUUGAGACUAAUUGAGAAAAGCUGGUCUUCCUGGUAUUGAAUAUGUCUGAGCCGCAGUGCUUCAACUGCACAGAUCUUCAAGCCUUGUCCUUGAUGGGAGUCACUACCCUAUGUCCAUGGAUCCUCCUGCUACGUGCAGAAGAACCUUGGACCUGCGGAGCUCAGAUUCCUGGAAAUACCGUUGAGUAUAUGGACAGUGGAUUGGGUAUAUUUCCGAAAGGACCCCAGGCCCGGAAAAACAGAGGGUGCGAAAGAAGAGAGGGUGGCCUCAGUGAUAAUGCAGAUCCGAGGCGUAGCUAUAAUUUCAAGUUUUCUAACCGAUCCCCUACAUGUUAAAGUUUUAGUUUUAGUGAAUAUGUCUAGUUUUAGUGAAUAUGUCUGUACACACUUUAUCCGCUAAACAGAGAACUGUAGAGCAUUAACUAGACAAUUGUAAAUGUAAGACUUUGUAUUAGUUAGACAAUUCUAACAAGUUAACUGUAAUCACAUAUAUUUGAGCAUAUUACACAGUUUAUAAGUGACAUUCCACUUACUAUUGAAGAUAUUGUAGUGUACACACUUAUACACUGCAAUUUAUAAGGUUUCUCUUUUUGUUAUAUUAGUCUGUUUUUGGUAUUUUCUUUCUUUUUUUACUAUGUCACUGUUAUGCCACUGUUAUGUCACUCUAAGCACCAUAACUUAACAAAGCUGUAUUGUUGUAAAGAUCUUGCUCCUGCAGUCUUAGUGCUUAAUUCUCUGCCAUUAAGGAGUUAAAUAACAUUUGUUACGCAGCCCUUGUUACAUCUUCCCCGACAUGAUCUAUACACCAAUGGAAGGUCGUCCAUAGGGGCGCGUGCAGAGCCCCCACCAGUUUUUAUGCGGAGAAAUGAAUAUUUGCAGUAGUUUAGAAACACUAAGAUUCCUUUUUUUGGAGGAGGGGUGCUAAGCCAACUAAAUAUAGGAAAAAUGUGUUUGUCUUUAAUUCUGUAAUAGAUUUCAGUCCUAAAGGGCCCCUCCGCCCUCAUUGGUAGCUGUUUGGAGAAGCUUACUUGAGAGCAUCUAAAACAAAUGGGGAUGGUUUGAAAUCCGCCCUGUUUCAGCAGCUUUUGCACAUGCCCAGUGUCCUCUAAGAUGGAAUUCCUGUAGUUUCCAUUGAGUUGCCAUUUCGACAGCAGAGCCUGCUGCCCAUGAGUGGAGACAUGCUAUUGGCCUCUCUAUUCAUUGGCUAUCAUUGGCUGAUAGCACCAGGGGUUAUGGUUACAGUACCCACAGGAGAGAGAAGGAAGAAACCAUCUUGGAAGUAACACACACACAAAUGUAAGAACACAACUUGAAACAUAACUCAGGAAGAGGUGCUAUGCCAGGUAACCACUCAUGGAUGGCUGUUUCAUUGUUAAUGCAUCUCAUCAGCAGGAGGUUGGUUACUGGUUUCCUCUUGAAAGUUGGCAUUACUUGUGGAGUUAUGUUUCAAAGCUGUUGUAUACAGCAGAUAUAUACUCCAAGGAUUCCAGGUGGAAAUAAUGAGGCAAAAAGGUGGAACUUAUUUGCAUAUGCCCACCUAGAAACACUUGCAUUACUACCAGCACUGCAAAUGUGAGAUUUCUGUAGGAAAAGCAAGUCGUGUGUGUAUAUCUGGAGUCUGGUGCCACGCAAUCUUAAAACUUCACCAGCUGCAACGGCUACUCACCAAAAUGGCUUCAUUAAGCUAAAGUUGUUUUGGUGUCCCUUUAAAGUAAUGGGAUUCAAUUACCGUCACAUGAUAUCUCUGAUUACCGUUAAUAUUGAAUAACAAUUUUUUUUUUCUUGUUUGUGUGGUUUUUUUUGUUUUUUUUGUUUUUUUUUAAAUUCACCCUGAAUUCCAGGCAAUUCCCACUAUAGUGAACAGUACUGACAGAGUCUAUAGCUGUUAGUAUUUUGUUAUCUAACUCUUUUUUUUUUCCUGUCACGUUACAGCAUGUUUUUGUGUACCUUGAUAUUGACAUACAGGAGAAACCAAUAGGAAGACUACUAUUUGAGGUAAUUUAUUUAUUAUUGUUUUGUAUGUAUUUUUUUUGUAGCACCAUUCUGUAUUUUACUAUUCAUUUGCAACAACUGCAUAUUAAAAGGACACGUUAUGGAAAGUAUAUACUAAUAAAACUUCAAAUUAAUUAAAACUCAAUUAUUUUCAAAUAACUGAUUGACAUAAUAACAGUCAAUCAGACAGCCACAAGAGGCACUUUCUUCUACAAAUAAAAUAAUAAACUGAAACAGCAGUGCUCACAUUGGUCAUACUGCGGUGAAAGCAUCUAGGCCCCCAAAUCACAACAUUAAGUUUAUUAGUUUUGGUGCUUAGACUGUCAUUUUAAAGGGACACCCCAGGCCAAGAGUGCCCAAAAUGUAGAUCCCCCAAUGUUUUAAAAUUACGCUUUAUCAUUCUAAAGGCAUGCAAAGCAUUGUCGAAGUUGUAGUUCUACAACAUCUUGGGAUCAACCUUUUGGGAACCCUUGCUCUAGGCACUAUAACCAAAUCGUGUCUUUGAAGUUCCAUUACUCUAUCAUUAUUAAACUAUUUUCAAGUGACCACCCACAGUCUGGCUCCAUACUGGAGGUAUGGUUAAGGCAGAGAUUACACUCUUUCUUAGCCAUACCAAUUAUUACCUGCAAUAGAUGGCUGUGAUAAGCUGAGAGUGGUCAGCUGCCACUUUUAAGCAAGUGUGGCAGCUCAGUGCUGCUUAGGCUAUUGCUUCUUCACUAGCAUAAGCAGCACAGAGGGAACAGGUUGCCGGAGACUCCUUUAUAGCGUUAAACCAUUAAAAAAAUGGAUCUACACUGAAGGGAAAGAAGACUUCAGGAAAUAUAACCACUUCAAUGAAACAAGAAGCUAUGGUGCUUACAGUGUCAAUUUAUCCAUUUAAGUGCCAUGAUCAUUUUUAUUUUAGAUAAACAUGUAACAUGCUUGAAAAAGAUCUCAGUGGAGAUCGAAACGUUACAUGUUUAUCUUGUUGCAUUAGCCAUCCUGAAGUGCCUGGACUACACUUUUGUUUUACCAUUGAAUUGGGUUUUGCCAGCCCCAGGUCUGGAAAGCACCGGGACCAGCUUAGGACUGAGGUUUCCUCUUCAUGUUUGUUCACUGAUAUAUUAACGUCAUAUUCUCAAAUCCUCUAAAUUUUACAAAGAAGGGUAAUGACUGGAGGUGUGCACUGGUAAAAGGGCCUUUUGUGUAAAGCUGGGACAGAACUACCAGUGUUGCAGUGGGUGUGACUGCAAGAGAGCCCCAGUCAGGGGGCCCACCGAGACCCGUUGCUCUCCCAAGCAACAUAGGGGAACUUCCUGGACUUGCUGGCACGGCCAGUAGUAUCUGCCACAAAAUGAAGAAAGACAGGCUGCAUGGAGGCUCACUGAAGCCCCUUCAAAGAAUUUAAAGAACACACAGCAGGAGGGAAAGCUGGACUCGGAGAAGUGGUGAGUAUAUCGAUGUGCGUGUGUUGUGUGCAUAUGUAUCAGGGUUUGCGGAUUUGUGUGUGUCAGUAUAUCUCUUCAUGAACAUAAGUGUGUAUCCCUUAGAGUGCAUUUGUGUGUUGCAGUGUAUGUGUAUAUAACUUUGUGUGGCAAUGUGCAUCUGCAUGUGUGUGACAAUGUACAGUACUGUGCAAAAGUGUUAGGCCACCAUCAGCUUCCUUGUUUUAGCAAAGUUUUAAUGACCAUCCAAAUAUUUAUUUUUCAGUUUCUUUAUUAAGACACAAACAGAAAAUACAGGAAAUAUGUACACAAAAUAUAAAACCCCACAAUUUUCAGAAAAUUACAUCAUCAGGCAAAAGUCAGUGUUUUGUGUGAUCUUCCUCUGCACUAAGCACAUAGUGAACUAUUUUGGGGAGACUGUCCUGAUGUUUUCUGAAGUAAUCUUUUUGUAUAUUAUACCAGGCUUCUUUUAGCACUUCCCAGAGUUCUUCUUUAGACUUAAGUUGUCUUCUAUUUCUUUCUCUGUCCAGGUAAUCCCAUACUGCCUCUAUAAUAUUCAGUUCUGGAUGCCAGUUCAUGACUCAAUAUGAUUUCACUGCAUUAGCAGUGUGCUUGGGAUCGUUAUUAUGCUGAAAAAAUAAAAACCAUUCCCAAUCAGGCACUUUCCAGAAGGAAUGGCUUGAUGAAUUAAAAUCUAUCUGUACUCUUCAGCAUUCAUGAUCCUAUCAAUUCGGACAAUAUCACCAACACCACUGGUAGAAAUGGAGCCCAAAACCAGGGAAGACCCUCCACCAUGUUUGUUAAGGUCCCAAGCACUCAUUCUUCUUCUUUCUCUCCAACUCUUAUUCUCACAUAUCGUCGACAAUUGGUGCCAAAAAUGGAAAACUUGCAUUUGUCACUACAUAAUACUCUUUUCCACUGAUCUUUAUUCAAAUCUUUGCAUAUCUUAGCCUUUUCACCCUGUUUCCCUUCCGAAAAAGUAGUUUCAUGGCUGUUGCCCUUUCACAAAGACCAUUCUUGAUCAAGCUUCUUCGGACUGUAGAAUGGUCAACUAGGCAUUCCGAUGAAGCUGCCAGAUACUGACCCAGGUCAUUGAUGGACCUCCUCCGGUCUUUUAAAGUAGAAACUCUGAGACACUUCUCAUCAGAUUUUGAGUGUUAACUUGGCCUUCAAGUCCUUUUUUUGUCCAUGACCCCUCCUGAUCCUUCAAAAUUUUUUAUAACAGCUUGAAUGCUACAUUUCGAGUAACCAGUUUAUUUGCUGAUUCCCCUUUGAGAGUGGCAUUGCAUACAAAUUUCCUGUAUUUUCUGAAUGAAUUCUAAUAAAAGACUGAGAAAUAAUUAUAUAUUGUCAUUACACCAUUACUAAAACAACAAAUCUAAUGGUGGCCUAAAGCUUUUGCACAAUACUGUAUGUGUAUAUGUGAAGGUGUGCUUGCAUGCAAACACCAACUUAAAACUCAAAAACACAUGUGCAUUCGAACACUAGACACAAACAUAAGCACUAAUUUUAGUUAUGAAUUAGUGCUUAACCCCUGAACACCGUUACGGUGUUCGAUGCUGUCCCUAUUUAAAUGGGCUUUAAAGCCGUUGCGGCGGCAUAGAACGCCGUAACGGCUUAAGCCCCCAGGAGCUCGGCGGUACUCCCCUCCACCGCGAUCCUCUUCGGGAGGACUGCCUGACAGCCCAGACAGCCCUCCCCUGGCAAAUCAGGCCCCCUGGGGCCAUGUGAUGGCUUUCAAAGAGCGAUCACAUGGCAUAGCUGGCUGUGGAUCUGCCAGCAGGGGGACUGUCUGAAAUGUCACAGUCGCCCUGCUGGUGGGGAGUAGUAAAAAAAAAAAGAAACAUGUUAAAAUAAAUAUAUGUAACGUCAUACAUAGUGUAUUUUUGUAUUAAUAUAAGCACAUAUAUUAGUAUUAAAAUACACUUAGAAUGACGUUACAUAUAUAUAAGAUAUAUAUAUAUAUUAUAUAUAUAAUAUAUCUAUAUAUUUUAUAUUUAUAUAUACACGUAUAAUUACAAUAAUACCCGGACCUGCCCUGACCGACUAACUCGGGAGUCAGGAUAGACCCAUGCCACAACAUAGCUAUGCCCCAUACCUCCCAGCUCUCCCACUCUCACACACUCCCACCCAUCCCUAUCUCUCCCCCCUCUCUCCUUUUUCUUUCCCCGGGCGAGGUCGGGGACCGCCUGGCGCAACAUGGCCACAAAAUAUCUGAGCCCGAGAAGGCACCACGAUUUCCCCAUGGGACGUGGGCCCAGCGAGACAUCGCUCGAUAGACUCGGGGGUUCCCACGACGUGGGAAACUCCUACAAUAAACAGCAGACAUAAGUCAACACUAGAUGACUGACACAACUGAGCAUUGAGACAUCACACCACCCCCACCCAAGGGGGGAAAACACUCCAGAUACACCACAGAUACCAUACGUAGACAGCGACUGGAGCACGACAACGAUUACCGCCCACAAGGAAGCAAAACAACAGAGGCAACUAAACACACCGCUGGGCGCUCCCCCCCUCCCGUCGUGAUGGCAUCGCCUCGCGGUGGGGGAGGGGACGCAGACUCAGAACGAGAGGGUAGAUGACCCAGGAGAGAACCCACAACAUACCUAGGCACCGCUGAAGUUAUGGAAAGACAGACAGGAAAGGGAGUUCCAGACCAGGUGCAAGACUAUAGGACCCGAUCCCGCAAAACAACCCCUUUCUCACUCCCCAUUUCUGCACAAAUUGGUCAUAAAAUGUGAUCUGAUCAUCAUCAGUCACAACAAUAGACAAUCACAGUCUGCAUAAACUAAUAACACACAAAGAAUGAAAUGUUGCUAUGUUUUUAUUGAACACACCAUGUAAACAUUCACAGUGUUGGACAAUUAACAAGGUCAUUCCAGAAUCCUUAUCAUGUCAUGUCAUGUCAUGUAGAUAUCCAAAAUCAUGUUCCAAUAACAUUUCCCGUAAAUAGAUAAGUUUUAUUUACGAGAAUUGGAGAUACAAUUCCAAAUUUAUUCUUGGGUCAAAUUAACCCUUAUAUGAACAGCUAGGAUAUUGAGCAAAAUGGAUAUUCGCAUCUACACAGGUGGAAAAAGUAUGUGAACCCUUGGAUUUAAUAACUGGUUGAACCUCCUCUGGCAGCAAUAACUGCAACCAAACGUUUCCUGUAGUUGCAGAUCAGACGUGUACAACGGUCAGGAGUAAUUCUUGACCAUUCCUCUUUACAGAACUGUUUCAGUUCAGCAAUAUUCUUGGGAUGUCUGGUGUGAAUCACUUUCUUGAGGUCAUGCCACAGCAUCUCAAUCGGGUUGAGGUCAGGACUCUGACUGGGCCACUUCAGAAGGCAUAUUUUCUUCUGUUUAAGCCAUUCUGUUGUUGAUUUACUUCUAUGCUUUGGGUCAUUGUCCUAUUGCAACACCCAUCUUCUGUUGAGCUUCAGCUGGUAGACAGAUGGCCUUAAGUUCUCCUGCAAAAUGCCUUGAUAAACUUGGGAAUUAAUUUUUCCUUUGAUGAUAGCAAUCCGUCCAGACCCUGACGCAGCAAAGCAGCCCCAAACCAGGAUGCCCCCACCACCAUACUUCACAGUUGGGAUGAGGUUUUGAUGUUGGUGUGCUGUGCCUUUUUUUCGCCACACAUGUUUCUUCCAAACAACUCAACUUUGGUUUCAUCUGUCCACAGAAUAUUUUGCCAGUACAGCUGUGGAACAUCCAGGUGCUCUUGUGCAAACUGUAAACAUGCAGCAAUGUUUUGUUUGGACAGCAGUGGCUUCCUCUGUGGUAUCCUCCCAUGAAAUCCAUUCUUGUUUAGUGUUUUAUGUAUUAGAUUCGCUAACAGGGAAGUCAACAAUUCUUAAUCGUAGGUCUUCUGAGAGCUCUUUUGUGCGAGGCAUCAUUCACAUCAGGCAAUGCUUCUUGUAAAAAGCAAACCCAGAACUGGUGUGUGUUUUUUAUAGGGCAGGGCAGCUGUAACCAACACCUCCAAUCUCAUCUCAUUGAUUGGACUCCAGUUGGCUGACAUCUCACUCCAAUUAGCUCUUGGAGAUGUCAUUAGUCUAGGGGUUCACAUACUUUUUCCACCUGCACUGUGAAUGUUUACAUGGUGUGUUCAAUAAAAACAUGGCAACAUUUCAUUCUUUGUGUGUUAUUAGUUUAAGCAGACUGUGAUUGUCUAUUGUUGUGACUUAGAUGAUGAUCAGAUCAAAUUUUAUGACCAAUUUGUGCAGAAAUCCAUAUCAUUCCAAAGGGUUCACAUACUUUUUCUUGCAACUGUAUAUCGAGGGAGGGACAGAGUUCAAAAACAGCUAAUAGCUAUAAAACCAUCAUUGAGCUGUAUGAAUCUUAGAAUACUUUACAAAGCCAAACAAGAAUCAAUAGGAUAUUGUCAUAAAAUCUGCUCAGACAAGUUAAUUUUCCCUAGAGGCUGCAAGGUCAGCAUCCUCCUGGCAUUCAAUAUCUGAAAUAUCCUGAAUAGAUAUAGAGUCAUAUAGGAACUAAGGCCAUGAUAGCAUAAGCUAGAGGAGGAUAAUGUCAUUCUGAUAUAAAAUUUAAAACCAAAUUGAUGACAUCAUCAAAUCAGCACCUCGACAAAGGCAUCACUUCAUACUGGAACAAGCAGAUAAUGUUGGAUGAGAACGGACACACCAUGCUAUUAAACACGGGGAGAAUUACACUGAGAAUCCUACUACUUACUGGAUGUAUUUAUUAAAUACGAUUCACACUGCUUCCUCUUGCCUGGUGAACUACUUACCUGAAGAUACAGGAACAAAUCAAUAUCUGCCUGUCAGAAAGAGGCAGAGCCUAGUAGAGAAAUAAGAGACUGCCUGAUGGGAAGGGGGAUGAUCUAUUUAUACCAGUUUCAAAGUUCUAUUUCCUGUCCUUUCUGCUCUGAGAGGAGGAGCUAACCCAUGAGUAAAUGCUGCCAUGAAUAAUGGUCAGGAAAUAUAUAUUGGUAACGAAAUACACUUAGAAUGACAUUCUAUAUCUAUCUAUCUAUAUAUAAAAUACAAAUAACCGCAAAUAUAUAUAUAUAUAUAUAUAUAUAUAUAUAUAUAUAUAUAUAUAUAUACAGAUAUAUAUAUAAUUACAUAAAUAACUAAAUAAGUGUACAUGUAGACUUUAAAUACAUAUAUAUGUAUAUAUAUAAUAUAUUAAAUUCUAUGUGUAUAUUUAAGUGUUUUUGGCCAGUGUUUGUGACUAAGUGGCUACUACAAAAGAAUGGACAUACCCCACUUGCAAUACCUUGGGUAGUCUACUUUUGCAAAUGGUAUGCCAUCAUGGGGGUAAAUCUCAUUCCUGGGCUACCACAUGGUCUCAAAGGUAACAUUACUAAUCUGGCAAAUUUCAAUGUGAAAAAAAUGAAAAAUUUAAUGCGCUAGAUUUGACCCUUUAACUUUCCACAACACCGUAACAACUGUUAAUGGGGGCUACUGUUGUACUCGUGAGACUUUGCCGAAUCCAAAUAUGUGCUUUUUUUUUGCAGUAAAAGCUAACAGUAUUAUGACAUUUACAGCUAAAAUGUGUGGCGGAACUACACAUUUUUAAAGAAAAUUUAAAUUUCUCAGUUUUUUUUUUAAUUUUAUUCAUAAUAAAUUAUGUUUCAUAUAUAAAUAUUUGAUAUGAAAUGAAAGCCCUGUUUCUCCUGAACAAACUGAUAUAUAAUAAGUGUGGGUGCAAAUAAUAUGAAAGAGGUGAAUUACGGUUGAACAGACAUAUAGCGCAAAUACCAGUUUUUGUUUACAUUUUGUUUUGAUCAGAACGUGUACUAGUGACUCCGUCCUGAAGGGGUUAAGUUAGGCAUUAAAGUGGAAGUGCCAAAUCAUGUGUGCUGAUGCCUAUAUUUUACUUAGCUCUACCUGUUGUAUGAAUAUCUCUGUAGUCUACCCAGCUCUGUGUAUUGUAUCGCUAUCUUUGUAUUAUGCCCAGCUCUGUGUAUUAUGUUUGGUUUUCCUCACCACUGUUAACCCCUUAAGGACACACUUUCUGAAUUAAAAGGGAAGCAUGACGGAAUAUUUCCGUCAUGUGUCCUAAAGGUGUUAAUAAUAAUAAUAAUAAUAAUAUGGUAAUCUCUGUAUUUUAUUCAGCUUUAUGUAUUUUAUAGAUAUCUUUAUGUUGUUCCCAGAUUUUUCUAUUGCAUGAGCAUCUCUGUAUUAUGCUCUGCUCUCUAAAUUGUAUGAGUAUCUGUACUAUAUAGGAAGGAGUGAAAUCCUAGGGGGAGAAGUCUGGCACCCCGCCAUCUUGAAACUUCACCAGUCGCCACUGUAUUUAACCCUUGCUCACUGAUAUUGCAUUUUUUGUUUACAAUUCUGUUUGCUGCCUUCCUAUCAUUGUUCAAUAAAGGCAGAAUAAUAAAAGAAAAACAAAAAACUAGCUGGUGUAAUCCUUUAAGGGAUUAAAGCUGCACUGUCACUGUCUGGGGACUUUGCAGAACUCGCAAAGACACCCAACUGUGACAUCGCCACUGGGGGUACAGUGGCCGGGGAGCAGGUAAGAUAAGUUUUACGUUUACGGAAACCAGCAUCUUUCUUUGCCUGGAACUGACAUCACUCAUACAGCAUGGAGGUUUAUGGCGAAACAUGCAAGAUGCAGGAUCCUCCAUAGACAAUGGCAAUUGCCUGCAGCCAUCACUGCAGGGAGUUGGCCAUAGCUGUCAGGUGGAGGAGGAAUACAGUAGUCCCUACUUUGGCUUUGUAUACCUCUUAUCUCUUGAUUGGGUUUGGAAUUUCAGUGAUAUUCCAAGACAGUCAUAAUGAGGAUUUCAUAAAUAUUAAAUCUUUAUAAAUAUUUAUACUCAUUUUUCAGGGGUGGGAGGGUUAACAAUGCCGCUUCCAAGUUUGGCCUGCAUUGCAUUAAGGACCUUUCUUAUGGUAAUACUGAAUGUAGUUGCUACAAUUAAGAAGAUUAAGAGUGAUUACAACAAAUCAUGUGAAAUCAAAGAUUGCUAAUUCAUUCAAUAUCAUUCUGUGAGCACCCUAUUUAUGUAUUGUAAUGCAGUUGUAUCUAUGGAAAUUGUUAGAAAUGGAUAAUGUUUAAAUUUAGGAAUUUUCAGAAUAUGCAUUAACACAUUAUUGUUCUAUGUUGUGUUUUGUUGUGUAGUUGUUCUCUGAUAUGUGCCCUAAAACAUGCCAAAACUUCCAAACUUUGUGUACUGGCCAAGCAGGGGAUUCUCCGAAUGGUCUAAAGCUUCAUUACAAAAAUUCUGUCUUCCAUCGCAUAGUAAAAAAAGGAUGGAUACAAGGAGGAGGUAAGAUUGCACCAGCCAGUAAAUUAUUUAUGAUGCCUUCAUGUUAAUGAAAUGUUAUUUAAAUUACAUUAUAGCUAAACAGCUGGUAGUAUUUUAUUUUUUUAUUUUUUUUUUAUUAGAUCAGUAUUAAAGGACCACUAUAGGCACCCAGGCCACUUCAGCUUAAUGAAGUGUUCUGGGUGCCUGGUCCAGCUAGGUUUAACCCUUUUUUCUAUAAAUAGAAAAUUUUUCAGAGAAACUGCUAUGUUUAUAUUAGGGUUAAUCCAGCCUCUAGUGGCUGUUUCAUUGACAGCCACUAGAGGUGCUUCCACUCUUCUCACUGUGAAAAUCACAGUGAGAAGACGCCAGCGUCCAUAGGAAAGCAUUGUGAAUGCUUUCCUAUGAGACUGGCUGAAUGCGCGCGCGGCUCCUGCCGCGCAUGAGCAUUCAGCCUAGGAGGAGGAGGCGGAGAGCCCAGCGGGAGGGGGACCCUGAGGGUGGGGGCACCCUCAGGGCACUAUAGUGCCAGGAAAACGAGUUUGUUUUCCUGGCACUAUAGUGGUCCUUUAAUAUUCGGUUAAGAACAUCAUGGGUGCGUAGUAAUAUAAAUUGCUCAUGAAAGAGGGUUUCGGGAAUAUAGUCAUUGGCAAAAUCUUAACACAAAAUAUAACAAUCUUAAUGAAUCAUAGUAUAAUUAGUGUAAAAUCAUAAUGAAAAAUAAAGCGCGCACAAUUAAAUAAUAAACAACACAUUUGGCAGAGUUUAUAACAUUUAAACAACAUUUUGUGUAGUGAAAGCACCAACUCAAACGCAGUCAAAACUGGAAAUGAAUUCGCUAUGUUUUCACCCAUGUUAGAAACAGCUACCGGUAUGUCAUGUUCUUUAGACCACUGUCCAUAGUAAAUCGAUUUCUGUACCAGCACUACCCAAGUCCAUCAGAAACCCCUUUGAUACUGAGAGGAGACUAAUGAAGUUGUUUUUUAGAAUUUAUUUUGCUAUGUAUUGUAUUGAAAUUAAAGAAUGGAUUACUGGGCUAAUUUUACAAUUUUAGAAUUUUUCCAAUGGUUGUACCAAGUUAAAAUGGACAGUCUUAGCACCAAAAUAAUUUUAUCUUAAUGAAAUGAUUGUGGGCUGUACAUGCUGCCCCUGCAGCCUUGGAAAGGAAAACAUUGCUGUUUCCUAAAAAGAGCACUGUUUACAUUUUGCAAUUCCCACACAAUAAUAGAUUCAACAAUCCAAUAAAUUUGAAAGUAUGCUGAUGCCAGACAGUGUGCGUCCAGUUGUAGUUUUUCUAAAAAAUUAGAUAACUUUCCUAAAAAUGAAAUCUGUGCCUUUUCAUGGCUAUAUUUCUGCUUACUUCUACGAAACUGCUGAAGGAUAUUCAAUUCUUUCUUUCUAAAUUAUUGUAGAAGCAAAAACUUAGAGUAGCAUUAUCUGCUUCAUAUGAACUGAGUUACAAAGGAUUGCUGGGAGUUCUAAACGUAGAACAUUAUUAUGGCAGGAAAUAACCCUGAUCUUUUUAUUGAAUUUGUGCAAGCAUUAACAAACAAAUAGGUACAGCCUCUUUGACAAUAAUCAACAAAAAAACUAAAUCAACUUUUACAUAAAGCAAGCAAAAUAUAUAAACAAUAUGUAUAUGUAGAAACAGAGAUUGAAUAAUCAUUCUACAAACAUGAAAAUAAGUAAACAAACUAUCAUUAUCUAUUAUUUUUAGAAAAUCAAUUUAUAACUCACAAAUUAAAUAUAUUUACCAGUUAGUGUAACUCAGAUGACUAUAUUAACAAAGCAAUACUGAUUAGAUAUGAUGUAUGCAAGGGCGGUUAAAAGAACAUUAUGCACUAUUUCAGCUCUUAAAACAAAAGAUAAAAAAUUAACUUUAUACAGAAUCAGUCCUCAAAUAGAUGAGGACUAUCAAAGUACUUUUUUUUCAGAUGAUAAUGGAAGCUGUAUCUUUAAGAUUUGGGACUUAGGUCACAUUACAGAUCCAUUUUGUCAUAAUCAUCAGCAACCUGGCAGGACUCCAUAGUCCACAUGGGAUCAUUGUAUGCUUUCAGUCUUCUAGAAGAAACAUGUAUCUGAUCCAGAUCCAUAGUUUCAGAUCCACAGUUUCUAGAGACCGGAUUAUGGACCCACCAUGCUAACAAUCUGUUUCAUCUUCUAUAACUGUCCUGGACAGCCUACAUUACACUAAAAUAGAACCCCGAUGAAUACAAUGUGAUACUAUGUUCAUUUAGCAGCUGUUUAAGACAAUCAGAUGUCCCUACUACUUUUGUGGGAUUAUGCCAGUUAGCAAUGCAUGUUACUAGGAACGAAAUCUCAUUACUUGUCAAUAGCAGUUGUAGAAGUGAGAAGAAAGUCAUCAAAGAAAAAUUAGUCUAGAUAGAUGUGUUACUUGGCAGAAAUAAAAUUGUCUAUUAUGGUGCUUUUGGUGAGAUGCCAAUGAAACAAUAAACUAUUUUUGGGGGUGUAAGCCGGCUAUUUCAAUCUUUAUAUCUCCCCUUCUCUUUUGAGUUUAAUAUUUUAUUACAUGAACAAUGUCCUUAUCCUCUGUUGGUGGAUAUGGACAGGGAUAAUUCCCAUAUGCUUAAAGAAUGGACAUAUGGUAAAAUGUAAUAAUUUCACCCAUAAAUAAAUAAUUAUUUGAAAUUACCAAUGAUGACCACAUCAGGGUGCUCUAACAUUAAAAUAUAAUACUAUAUUAAUAAAUUUGCUAAUCGCUUGUUUACAUUGUGUAGGAAUGUCUGACACGAUUGUUGCCUAUGGAUUAUCAAGUCUAGGUUUGAUCAGAGACAGGAUUCUGUUCUCAGCAAUAAUAUUUGAGGGGAAAAAACCCCACAAGGCCCAAGAAUAAAACCAAAAUCAUAGAAUAGAGCAUAAAACAAUGAAUAUGUAGAACUGCACUCCUAAAAGGAUACACACUAUCCUACACAAUAGAUUACUAUACCGCGAGUAGGGGCAUGUCUAUUACAGUGAGCAGCCUGCUCACUGUUUUAAAAAAAAUAAAAAAAAUAGGGUCCCCCCUCCCAAGCCCCCACCCGUGACCUAUUGCCCCCCCCCCUGGUCCCCACCCCUGAUUGGUGUGUGUGGGGGCCCUAAAUACUAAUAAGGGGGGGGACCUAAUGUCCUCCCCCAUGGCCCCCACCCCUGAGCGGCGGGUGGGGGCCCUAAAUUAGAAUAAGGGGGGGACCUAAUGUCCUCCUCCCUGGCCCCCACCCCUGAGCGGUGGGUGGGGGCCCUAAAUUGGAAUAAGGGGGGGAUCUAAUGUCCUCCCCCCUGGCCCCCACCCCUGAGCGGUGGGUGGGGGCCCUAAAUUGGAAUGGGGGGGACCUAAUGUCCUCCCCCUGUCCCCCACCCCUGAGCGGUGGGUGGGGGCCCUAAAUACUAAUAGGGGGGGGACCUAAUGUCCUCCCCCCUGGCCUCGACUCCUGAGCGGUGGGUGGGGGUCCUAAAUACUAAUAAGGGGGGGGACCUAAUCUCCUCCCACCUGGCCCCCAUCCCUGAGCGGCGGGUGGGGGCCCUAAAUACCAAUGGAGGGGGACCUAUUGUUCUCCCCCCCCGGCCCCCACACCUGAGCGGUGGGUGGGGGCCGUAAAGAAACCCCCCCCCAGGUGACUAGGGGUCCCCAAACCCCUAGUCACCCCCCCUCCACCAAAAAAAUAAAUUAAUAACCCCUACCUACCCCCCUCAUCCAAAAAAUAAUGAGGGGGGACCUUUAACUAAGUACCUGUCAAAAAUAUAAAACUUACCAUUCAAUGUUUUCUUUCUUCUAAAAUCUUCUUUUAUCAGCCCCAAAAAAGGCCAAAUAAAAAAUCCAGGGUGGGGGCCCUAAAAAAAAUGUUACCCCCCCCCUCAGGUGACUAGGGGUCCCCAAACCCCUAGUCACCCCCUCCCACCCCCCAAAAAAUUAACCCCCUACCUACUCCACUCACCCUAAAAAUAAUGAGGGGGACUUUUAACUAAGUACCUGUACAUAAAAUAAAACUUACCAUUCAAUGUUUUCUUUCUUCUAAAAUCUUAUUUUUUCAGCCCCAAAAAAGGUCAAAUAAAAAAUACACAAUAACCGACGCAAUAAAAAAAAAAAAAAAACUGCACAAAAAAAAUGAAUCCAUCUUCACCCAUGGAGGGCUCCACGCAGACUGAGCUCUGCAGGGUGGUGGAAGGCUUAUAAAGCCUUGACCAGCCAGCAAUUAGGCUCAGAGCACUCUGACAGGUAAGUCUCUACAUUUACCUGUCACAGCACUCUGAUUGGUUGGCUUGAAAUCCACCAAUCAGAGUGCUCUGUCAUUUUACACAGCGUGGGAAAGUUCUUUGGAACUCAUAACUCUCUGAUUGGUGGAUUAAGUAACCUUUUUUUUUUUUUUUUUUUAAGUGAGCAGGCUGCUAACUGUUUAAUAGACAUUCCCUACUCGCAGUAUAGCGAUUAGGGGCAUAAUUUACUAAUACUAAGUAAUUUUUACUUAGUAUUAGUAAAUUUGGCUGAAAGACCAAUUUAGGUCUUUCAGCCUUUUAAUACAUAGCUCCCUAAUACCGUGGGAAUUAGGGAGUUAUCUACUUAUUCAUUCCUGUUAUUACACUGACUGGCUAAGUAACUUACAUUUUAUAUGAAUGUAUGUUAUUUGAUUGUUGUAAGUGUUGCAAAUGCUUACAGCUGAAUCCUGGCUAUGUUUGUAUACUUUUUAUUUAAAAUUGUAUACAGUGUAACAUUCUUCAUUCUUCCACUGUGUAAGUAUAUUAGUUCUUCGGUACUCCGGCACUUCAGCACUUUGACACUUCGGAACUUCGGUAAUUUCGGGACUUCAACCAUUCGGCAAUUCAUCUAUUCGGAAGUACCCGAAUGUCUGAAUUGCCUGAAAUUCUACUAAUAAUUCAUGGUCAAAAUACUAACUCUGGGGCGGGGGCGGAGCUUAGCUAGAGAACCGAACGGACUCCAUUCCUGAGUGCUCCAGCACUAACGAUCGAAAUUGGCUAAAUUACUCGACUAAACCACAAUAUCUAUAUGCCAUCCCAGCUUAUACUGUCCCCUAAUACGGUGUGGAAUCGCCAGAUGCCUUUCCUUUAUCCUCCAACAGGCAAACUCCUACACCAAUGGAUUAAGGCUUUUGCGCCCCUCAGCAGCCUAAAACCUCUGUGUUGCCGCCGGGCCUGCCAUUGGAGGAACUGCUCCACUACUCACAUGAAGGAUCCCAGAAACAACCUCCGGCUGGAGUAAAUGACAACCACCAUAUUGGCGCCAUGUUUCAGCGCCCUGUGACACACAAGAUGGCCGUCCAGGUGGAAGGUGAGGCCUGCACAUCCAUACUAAGACAAACAGUGGAGGAGCUGUCCCUUGUUCCCCUAGCAAGGCCAAAUGCACCAGCAGAGCCCUCUGGAGAGGACCCUCAUACGCCCUCCACAAAACAAGACAUUGCCAACCUGCUACAAAGCAUUAAACAACUGUUUGCAGCUGACCUAGACCUUGUUAAAGUGGAAGUCCAAGUAGUAACAGCUAAAACUCAGGCCUCUGAGGAGGAUAUUAUUGACCUACGCCAAGAGGUCUCUACAAUAAGAGAAUCCAUGCAACAAAUCCAGAAAGCUCAAACCUCCUUAGCCCUGAGAGCUGACAUUCUUGAUUACAGAAGUCGCAGAGCUAACAUAAAGAUUAAAGACAUUCCACACGCUGUCCUGUCUGAUGAGCUACUAUCUAAGACCCCCUGAUACCAGCUCACAGGCUAAGAAGAUUGUCUUUGAUGACUACUUUCGUAUUAACAAAUCCCAGGAAGCUCCUGUGGUUGCUCCACGUGACGUGAUAACACGACGCCAAACGCUCCUCGAUAAAGGUCGCAUCUGGUCGACAUUGAGGGGAAAAAAACGUCCUACACCUUUGAAUCAUCAACACUCACCUUUUAUCAGGACUUGGAGGCAUUCCAUGAGCCCAGUAGCUCACCAACUUCGUGCCGAAGAUCGAGUGUAGAGAAGAACGGAGCGACAUACCAGUUAUCCUUGACAGCGGAGGCACCAGCUUUUUUCCAAGCACUAGGCAGACCAGCCUGCCUGCCUCCCGUGGACCUCAUGACUGGGACCCAGACUGCACAACCCCAUUUGUGCCAAGGAAUUGCGAAGGGCCGAGUCCAGUAACUUGGACAGGGAGCAGCUGAUUUAUAUUGUCUUCUAUUUUUUUACCUUUUAUCCUCAAGUGUUAUGUUUUAUUCAGUUGUCUUCUUUAUUUGUAGGGAUGUGCAUGGGCAAAAAAUUCGCUUCGGUUCGGAACUUCAGCAAUUCGGCACUUCGGUUCGGUAUGGUAGACCAGAAAUUCGGGACUUCGGCAAUCCGGGUCUUUGGCAAUUCGGGACUUUGGGAAUUCAGUAAUUACCUAACCCUAACCCCUACCCUUAACCCCAACCCUACCUCUAACCCUAACCACCACAACCACUUACACAUCUAAGGUUAGGGGUAGGGCACUUCUGAAAUUCGGCACUUCGGUUUGGUUCAGCACUUUGGAAAUUCGGCAAAUCGGACAUUUGGAAGCAUCCGAAUGUCCGAAUUGGCGAAAUCCGUCUGAACGAAACUAAUUGCACAUGUCUAUUUGUUGUUUCACCUGUUACUAACCAGUUGGUAGCCACAUAUAAUGCCCACAAUACUGUAAGGUGCUCACCUUACCCAUAGAGCACACUCAGCUCUGAAAAGUUCCUCUCCUCCUAACCACUUCCAUCAGGCUUGCCAAAGUUGAUAGGUCUGCAACAGGUCAAAAUUUCAUGAUACUCCUAGUUUAGGAGAAGUUAAUUAAUCAAAGCUGACAUUGUGUCUAUGCACUAACAGAGAUAUUCUCAGAUCUUGACUAUUGGUAGAUCUUAAGAGCAGGUUUUAAUGGCAGUUCUUUAGAGCAAGUAAGUCCAACCUCAUAAAUAAACUUUAUACAACAGGGAGAUUGCUAGCAAAACUAGAAAUGUUGAGAAGAUAGUUAUGGUUAUGUACUAAAGUGAGAAUUCAAAGUGAAUUUCAAAGUUUAGGACAAACUGAAAGCAUAGCUUGAUUAGAGAAUUUUUUUGAGAUUCGCUAGUUUGAUCUUAAUUUUGAAAUACACUUUGAAGUUUCACUUUAGUGAAUAACCCUGAGAGGACUUCACUAGGAGACAUAUUUCAAAACUGAUAUCUUGUUAUAUUUAUAUUUCAACAUGACUGCUAUGAAACAAAGUCUCUUUGCAAUAAUUAAAGUUCCUUUUAUAUGUAAUUUUUUUUUUUAAAUUAUAUAAUUGAAUUAAAAAAAUGUAAAAUCAGUUAUGACCAAUAUGUGUUAAGGGAACACUAUGGGGUCAGGAACACAGACAUGUAUUCCUGACUCUCUAUAGUGUUAAAAACACUAUCUAGCCCCCCUAACCCUUUUGCACCCUAAAUAUAGUAAAAUAUUAUCUUUAUUCCAGUCUGCUGGUUCUUGCUCUGUCCCUGAUCUGCCUCUUUGGCGGACACCAUCAGCCAAUUCAAUGGAAAGCAUUGAAUUGGCUGAGAAUCUCAAUUUUGAUGUUCUCAGCCAAGGAUGCGGACCGGGGACAGAGCCAAACACUACCCUGGCCUCCUCUAUUGUUUCAUUUCUCCUCUGUAUGCUUUCUGUAUGCUAAUUACCAUGUGCAAAUGACUGAGCUUAUUAACAGUGAUUGACAGGGGGCUAAGAUGGAGGUGCCUGUUUGCAGGAUUCAGAUGUAUGGAUUUCUACAUUUAAUUUCAUGUGAAUAUCCCACAAAUACAUAUUUGUUUAAUAAAGGGUAUACCUAACUAUACAUGUUUAUUUACUAAUGUAUAAAUUCAAAGUGUAUUUCAAAUUUAACAUUAAAUUAGCAAUACCGUAAAAAUAAUUCUGCUAUAGUAGUAGCUAUACUUUCACUUCAACCUUAAAUUUGAAAUUUACUUUGAAAUCUCACUUUAUGAAAUAAACCUGAUAAUAUUAAAUUAUGAAAAAUUCUGUUUAGUGACAGUCCCUCUUUAAAGCGCCCCUCUUGUAAUGGGUAAGUGUCAUCUUUUUUGUACUGCUUAUUCUAAAUAUAAACAAUUUCUUUUAAAAUAACUAAACUAUAUUUAAUUUUUUUUUUUUACAGCAUGGAAGCAUUUAAGUAGUUUCUUACUGACAUACCAAUAUUAUAACAAUUACAUUGUAUGUUUAAACAGAUAUAUUAUCUGGAAAAGGAAAUGGGGGUGAAUCUAUCUUUGGAGAAACAUUUGAAGGUAUACAUAUAUGUGUAUUCAUAUUGUAUUAAUAGUAUAGCUUUGUGAUUAGUAUGUUUGCCUUCAGAGUUAAUCAGUUAUUCAGUGUCUCAAUAUGCAUUUUAUACAUAUCUAGCAACUACCCAAUUCAGUAAUAGCUCUAAAUGGUUUGUUGGGGAUCUUAUGCACACCAGAGUAAAGCAUCUCUGUGACAGACUUUAUUUAAACGCCACCAUUGUAUUGAACACUGAGAGAUAGUCUUGGUGGUCUCUUCACGGAGUGUUGAAUGUAUUUUAAUAUAGUAGGUUCAUUGUAUUCUCUAUUAACUAAAUAGAAACCAUGGUCCGCAUGGCCACUAGCCAACCAAGAAAGAUAUAUCCUUCUGCAAGCAGUACUGAACAACACAGGAAUGAAGGCGCUACAGGACAUUACAGAAGGAAGAGCACCAACGACAAUGCACCAAUUCCCCAAUGCCCAACUGAAAUAUUUCUACCACACAGACACAGAAUACACCGAGACCUAACCUGGUACAAAACACUCUGCUCCCACACACUGGAUGCGGAAGGCACAGUCUCCACCAUAUACCAACGCCUAAUUACACUAGAACGGGAGAAGAAAGAUAUGUUCAAAAGACGAUGUGAAGAACUAACGGCCAGAGCCUACACAGACAACCAAUGGGAAAAACACUUCUGCUACAGCACAAAAGCUCAACCAGCUCCCACUUCCAGGAGGUAAACUAUAAACUUCUACACACAAUUCCAGAUACUUGUUGGAGAUGCAGCGAAGAGAACGGAACUCUCCGACACAUCUGGUGGGACUGCAGAAAAAUCAAACCGAACUGGGGAGAAAUGGAGCAAGAAAUACAGAACACACUGGGAGACCCCUCGAGAUCCGAAACUAGAAGGGACGGGUAAACACUAACAAGAACAGGGAACACUAACCACACAUAUUACUAAAUGAACACACACCCACUUUGGGGCACACCAACAACCUCGCGUAGUACAUGUUACAAACAAAGACGAAUAGAGAACGACAAGCCCACUAUGACAACACGUACAACGCCGAAGACUUGGCGACCAGCGUACCUAAGCUCAUAUGAAACGCCACACCACAAUCAAAUUAGGGACCAAAAACGAGAGCACAUGAGACCCACUACACGGUGAUCACCACAAGAUUAAUAGACGCACAAUAAAUCUCAGGCCAACCAUAGCGAAAACAUCACUUAAAAAAGCCAAGGAGAUACUAGUAUACACACAAUAAGAUCCGCAAGCUCGAUAAAGCUUCACAUGCCAGACCCACAUAAGGCUCACAAGCAACUACAGCACACAGCACAUAUCCCUCAAACAAUUGCAUAGAAAAAGGAGGCCUGACAACUUCAGCCGAGGCAUAGCUAAGAAACAACUCACUAGAAAACGACUGAAAAGCUCAGAAAACAACAUACCUAAGGGUGAGAUAAGAAAUAAGAGACUACAGUAUAACCUAACACCGUAAUGUUUGUCUCUGGUAAAAUGUAUUUCACGAUCUGUGUUAUUAUACGGCAAUGUACCUGGAUAACUAUGCAAAUUUGUUAAUAAAAACAGAUUUACAAAAAAAUAAAUAAAUAGAAACCACAAGAACCAGAUGGGGUCCCGGUAUAAUGAAAAUAUGCAGCUCAGGUACAAGUAGAAAUUGGACUGUUAUAAAAUAAGGAAGGGUGGGGUUGGGGGGGGGGGGGCGUGGAGCCCUACCCUCAAGCUGACCGCUCACUCAUCUUGUGAGCUCCGUGGUACAAAGCCUCUAAAUAGCUAUAUUUGCAACUUUCAGCACGGAAUACUUACCCCAGAGACGGGAGGUACCCUAUACUGCUGACUUUAUAGAGUUUCCGGCCGAGAUCGGAGGCUCCCACAAGUGGCAAACCCGAGGCCUAAGAGAAGGCCAACUCACGGCGGACGUAGGGGAGGCGGCCGAUCCCUCUGUUUGCUGCUGUACUUUAAACCAGAGGUCUUGCCCCCACUAUGACCCCCCAACCAGUGAGGGAUAUUCCGGCGCAUCUUGCCUGUGCUACUCCAGCAAUGCCUGCACAACUUACCAUCCAGAAUGCCCAGCUCCCAGUGGACAAGAUGGCGGACGCCACAUGUACAUCAGAGGCUCGGGACCUGCAACUCACUUUCAUGACCAAACUGGAUGAGCUACUUGCCAACUGGGAUUCACAUAUCCCAAACCUAAGUACUCUUCACACAGUACCAGCAGUGCCACCCAUACAGCAGACCACCCAGCACUACACGCCACCUGGGCGAUGCCUGGACACAGCACUGAGGGUCAAGAAGAGGAAACAGGUGCUUCAGAGAGUGCCAUUGUGCAGAAAGCUCGGUGCUGCCGGAGUACACCAUCCUCCUAGGUCACAGUCUGGGCAGGGACAAUCCCCUACUUAUCACCCACACCCUUGGAGGGCUACUCCUACUCAGGAGCACAAGCAUCCCUGUGAAGGACCUCGAGACAAUGCCCUGCUCAUGAGCUUGUUGAACUGGGCUGUGUUGAGGCCUAUGGCAGAAGGGGUGCAGACAUGGGGUACUCUGGAUCCCAGGGCAGUAACCUGUAUGUGCAGGGGGUAGGCUGACUUAUACCUCCAAUACUCAGCAGAACUGUAGUGCAAGAGUUUUAUUGCUAUGUUAUGUAAUACCUUCACCAAAGCUAACAAUCUCACUUAAAAGCAUGUCUCCUGUCUUAUAAGCCUGUGAUCUUUUAUUAUGACCUCUUAUGCCAUCAGUCGGUCUGCCAUAUGUUGACAACACUUUUGAUUUCUCUCCACUGACAAACCUACUAUCCUUGUUUUCUUUGCUUGUAUAAAAAAAAUAUGUGCAGAACUACUCUAUACCAUGAUAAGAAAUGUUUCUCAUGAUUGUUGAGGCUUGUCUUGCUAUUGUGGCUUUGCGAGCCUGAUUUGUUCAUCCAUGCACAGAAAAAUAAAGAAUGUAAUUUAAAAAAAAGUAAAAAGGUAAAGUUAGGGUGAUUUAGGCUUAGGGUGACUUGGGGAUAUUGGUACAAUUCCUCUAGUAUGUAAAAUUUCUUGUAGAAAAUGUGAGUGGAUCAUGGCAUGUGGAGAAAGACCUGUAGCAUAAGGAGUGUAAAAAUAUGGCAAAAUGCUACAUAUUCAAUGACUGCAGGAUUGCCGUGUAUAGACAAAGAAAAGCCACUAAAGAAAGAGUUCCAGUUGUGAACUUCAAGGCUUAGCCAGUCAGGUAGUGUGUAUACCAAGGAGAUUUUGCCGCUACAUCUUGCCAUUUCCUAUGCAACGGGUAAGGUGAACAGGCAACUCCUAGCUCAGUGAACAAGAGAUGCCUAUGGUUCUCAUUGUGGACAAUGGCAGAAUGCACUAGUCCCGCAAGAUCUUCUGUAGACCUCUGUUUUAAAGUCUUGUGCACAGGAAGCAGGCUACUGACAAGUUAGGUGCUAAAUGUAGAGGUAUAGAGGAACAUGCCCAAGAGAGAAACAUUUAGGUAAUUACAUCUACCUUUACUGUCUAACUUGGCAGCACAGUGAAAGAGAACAUAUCACCAUGGCUGGGGUGGUGGUAAUGGUGGUGGGGAUUGCCAAAUAUACCAAAACCCCACAAGUGACAGUGCUGUUCCAUUCUAUUCUGAACACAUUGGUAAGUGGUUCUGUAAAACUGUUCUGUUUUACAGAACUGAACACAGCUGCAGAUGUUUAAUAUACAAGAACCUCACCCAAAAGAGGGCACAAAGUCACCUCACCUAAACAACAUUUGUGCUAUAUUCUUAAACAGUAGCAAAAUCUAUAUCUUACAUGCCUUAAUACUUUAGGCAUACCCUUUCUGACAAGAUUCAUGUUUUUAGUACACACUUUGAUUCACACUGUAUUAAAAAUAACUGGAUAUCGUUUUUUUGUUUUGUUUUGAAGACGAAAAUUAUGCAAUUCCUCACAAUAAACGUGGUAUUCUUGGAAUGGCCAAUAAGGGGCGCCAUACAAAUGGAUCCCAGUUCUACAUCACCCUACAGGCCACUCCAUACUUGGACAAAAAAUCUGUGGCUUUUGGGUGAGUAGAUAUCAUACAGUAAAAUGUUUACAUUAAUGUAAUGCUGAAUGGAUGCUAGUGUAGUGUGAAAUAUAUUAGAUCAUACAUGCUAUUUCUGUAUGAUGUUUUUCUACUUUACGCAACCAGAUUCAACUAUCAUUAUAAGAAGUGGACUACUUAUCUUUGUAUUGAAAGUAUAGGGGAAGUUGCUUUCUAUAGGUUUGUAUUGUUUAUGUUAGUCUAUUAUUAUUAUUUUUGGCAUUUAUAUAGCGACAAUUUAUUUUGCAGCACUUUAAAUAUUAUAAAGGGGGACAUUUUACAAUAAAUGCGACAAUUACAAAAUGUUACAGGAACAGUAGGUUUAUGAGGACCUUGUGUGGCGAAAGUAACCUUGCCACUGGUUCUUGGAGUGGCCUGCUUGCCAGCCUCUUGCCCCAGGACUAUGUCCUAUGUAUUAGACCUUGGUUCAGGACUAUGGAAAGGCUUUGUUUGUGCCUUUUCCCUUUUAUGGUUCAGUAUAUGGGGCUUACCGAACGGAUUGUAGAUAUUCUGUUCGGAUACCGAACAGUUGGACCACCCGCAAGUGGGAAGGUCACUCCACCGGCCCUAUAUGGAUGCUGGGCAGGUGGCGCAGAUCCCCAACUACAGUCGGAGUUACCGGGAGUAGGGACAGUCGGUCCUACUCCCCAGUGGCAGUGUACCAUGCAAGGAAAAGAGACAACUGGCCUCUCUCCCCAGCAGCAGCCAGAGAUACUGGGAGAGGAGACAACUGGUCCCUCUCCCCAACUACAGGGAAACCGUGCCCCUGACUCCAAUAGUGCAGAUGGGACCUAAUGGUGCACCAGACCUAUGGGGACGGCCGGUCCAGAUCCCCAACCAACCCAGCCGGAAUAAUAGGAGGAGGAGGUAGGCGAUCCCUCCUCUCUACCGCAGAUUUCCAACCAGGUCCUGGGGUUAGUGGAUGAGACUGCAAUACCCACUGACCCCACCCCAGCAGAAGUGCUGGCACCAGGGCAGAGCACAGUUGGCCUCUGCCCUCCCCUUUUCCUUAGUCCAGGACUUGAUGACCGUUUAAUCUACCCAGCUGUAAAGCUGGCUACGGGGAAGAGCGCCGCUGGCCUCUUCCCACCGGGUAAUCCCAACUCCAGGCCGGAGAGAAAUAGAGAGGCCGAGAGUACCAGAUGCCCACUUAACCACUGGUGACAUAUGGGACAGAGCCAGGCCACAGAAGUCAUCAGGUCCAGUACUUAUGGGUGGGCUACUCAACCGACAGGAAGUCAGAUACCUAGUUAGUCUUACCUUGCGGGGAGGGAGAUAGUAACCUCGCCACUGGUUCUUGGAGGGGCCUGCUUACCAGCCUCUUGCCCCAUGACAAUGGCCCAUGUAUUAGACCUUGGUUCAGGACUAUGGAAAGGCUUUGUUCAUGCCUUUUCCCUUAUAUGGUUCGGUAUAUGGAGCUUACUAUUCAGCAGACUAGAUGGGCCGAAUGGUUCUUAUCUGCCGUCACAUUCUAUGUUUCUAUGUUACCGAACGGAUUGUAGAUAUUCUGUUUGGUUACCGAACAGUUGGACCACCCACAAAUGGAGUGUGCAGCCCAUUAACUUCCCUGACUUAUGUUUAACUGCAACUUAAUUGGUGCUCGGCUGGGUGGUAGUUUUUCGGCAUGCGAACACGUGGCCGUGGCCAUCUUUAGCCGCAAGCACAUACAUCUCCUCAUAUGUUCGGCUGGAUUCGUAUGGGAAGAGCGGCGUUUGGUGAGAGCAAGCUCCCGAACAAGGGACAUAGACUGAACCUACCCAUGAACCCCUACAUUGGGUAUUUUGACUGUAUUAAGUAUUCCUGAAAGAGACUGACCGCACAGCCUGAAUUCAUGGAGCUCUUUUGGGCAAGAGCCUCAUGUGCGGUCAGUCAAAAUAUGACAGGUUAUGGAAAUCCUGAACCCCUGAACCGAUCUGGGUGAUUUUUGGAUAUGUUGGUCAUCCAGAUCGGGGCUAUCAGGGGAUGUAACUUUUGUGGGGUUUCCAUGGGUUUUAAGGGUACUUUCGUGGUACUGCUGAAAUGUGUGUUUUUGUGCCGGGAGAUAAUUAAAUUAGUACAGUUCCUGAUCCGAUUAUCUCCAAGGCACAGGGGAGGGAUUGUCUCAUUUUGUAUGGAGUGUCCUGGACCUGAGAGCCAAUGUAAUCGCAUGUAUGUUUUUACAGUAGUCUACUCUCUCAAGUCCAGGGGGGAGUGUCCCUUGCAUGGGGACUUACAUAAAAGGCCAGUUGUUGCUACCAAUACACCAGUUCCUCUUCGCCCUCGUCUCAUGUGUGGAGGGGACAGCUGUAUUCACUCUGGGGAUUGCUAUAUCACUAUACUUCCCUGGGAUUAUAAUCACUUGCUCUUUUUUUUUUUUUUCCUAUGCUUUAUUUUUCUUGUGCAUAAAAUUACAACAUGCCUGCAGGGCCACAACGGCGUGUACAGGCUAUUCAAUGUCAUACAAUGUCGUGGCAGAGUAAACAGCACAUUUACAUUUUUAAGAUAUAGACAAGUAUAUGUCAUGUGGGACAGUGCACAUUGUAUAUUAGUGUGGUAGGACCGUAGCUUAUUGGCACAUUUUUAAUAAGAAAGGGUGGUCCAGACAAGGUUAGACUAAAGUAAUGGCUUCGGUUAUGCUGGAGCAUACUAUAAGUGCCUUAGAGUUAACGCUUGAUAGGACACGUUAUGAUAAGGUAACCAGGGGUUAGACCUAUUAACAAGUAUUAUAGCUUAAACUGAUAACAUAAUGCUACGAAUGCCAUAAGUAAGGCCUAACAUGCAAUGCUUGUAUCUAUUUUAGAUCAGGCUUAUCUAAUGCAGGUCAUGCGGGUGAUCAUUUCUAGCAGAUCUGAGUUGCCAAAGCCAGUCGUAAGGCAAAAGCAGUAUACUCUCGUGGCUGGUAGGCUACUGGGCAUUGGAGGCCGUAAGGUACUAAAGGAAAUUGUUAAUAACUUUGCUUAUCUGUAGGAAAAAGAGUCCUCGGCAGUUCAGGAUUAGGCAUGUCAGCUGUGCGGGUAGAAGCAACAGGCGUCCCGGUGAAGUGUGAAGCAGGUGUGGGACACAUGUAGCCAGUCCACUCUAGGCCCUCAUCCCACGCCAGAUCUCGAGGCCUGUCGCCUGGCAGCAAGGAUCUGUUCAGCAAUACUUUAUAUCCAGCCGUUUUGUAAGAGGCAGGAUGUCGUUAUGGCAACGGGGUCGGAGCUCCGUUCCGGUGAGGUGGGCCUGUCGGCCGGGGGCAGUCUGCGUAAGGAGGUGUACCACAGACCGCGGUACCGAGGUGAAGGCAGGUGGGUGGCAGUUCUCGCUAAGCUUGGGGUGCUGCACUGUACCUCUGAUCGACGCAGCACUCCAGUCCAAGGACGCAUGUAUUGUUGCCUCUUAGCUGCUUUGCCCUGCCGGGUGGCAGCUUUGGGGACUUGUGGCAGGGGCCUAUAAUGGCGGCAUCGGGUCGCAGGGCGGAUCCAGGGGGCCACUGCUAUCCCCUGGUGACAAAGUAGUGUCCAAAAGCUCACACAGAGCUGAUCAAGAGCCUCCAGGAGCCCUGUCGUGAGCUUGGUGUGUGCGACUUUUGAGUCGGGUUGCUGCUGAGCGCCAUCUUGGCCGGGCCUCGGCGGCUUGGCUUCCCCGCCGGCGGCGAUGCUGGUUAGUCUGCCAACUGCUGCAGUCUGCUUUUCCUGUGGAGUCCGGGAUGACCCCGACCGGUCCAAGGGGGGGAGGUAGGGUGCUGUUGUAGUCGCUCAGGAGCUUCUGGGCCGGGGAGAGUGGCCGUCUCACCCCAGUAGGCCGCAUAUGGUUUCCAGCGCCCCCAUUCACGACAGGCUUCGAGGUUGCGUCUGCCGCUUCAGGAGUGCCUCCACUGCAUGUGUAGCGCACUCGGGUGUGCCUCAUGGCUUCAUAGUUGCCUCUAAAUCUUUGUUUAUUGCCUGCCAUGCCGGAGCUCAUGUCUGCAUCGCUUGGCGGUCAGGCUCUGCCCCCCCACUUGCUCUUUUAAGAGCAUAUUGCUACACUCUCUUGGAGGAAAGGUCUACCCACUGGAAGCUGGAUCCUGGUCUUGGGUCCAGGGUGGGUGGAGGACAGCGAGACCCCAACCAAGCUCUAAUGCUGGAAGUGGGGACUACAGUGCGGAUGGUGUCUGGUGCAGUGCUUGUGGUACUCGGUAAGCACUAGGAAGCAGCGAUUGGCGGAGGCACCCAGUCAGGGUGCCAGGCGGUCCGCCACACCCUGCUCAAAUGAACUUACAUACUAGAGGACUAGCGUCACCGGUGAGAUCAUGGGGACUGAGGAAGGAUGAUGUAUGUGGGAAAAGUGACAUCCUUACAUGUGCAUACAUACACAGUGGGGGGAUAUGAUCCAGGACACAUAAUUUUUACUUAUACUGCACUGUAGUAUGAGCAUUCUUGUUACGAAAAAGUAAUCAACUAAUUAAUCACCUAUCACCUUACAGAAUCCCUCUGCAGACAGCAUUGAGGUGGAGGUAUGGUCAGUACAUGACUUAGGUUAGAUUAGAAUUAGGUGGAACAUGAGAUUAGAAGUUGUUUAGAAUUGAUUGGGAAAUAGCACCCUUCCAGGUCCAUAGGGAUAGAUAUGAAUUCGAGGUUCUGUCCUGCCAUGCCAGGUUUACUCUCGGGGGUACACAGAAAAGGUAUCUAUUGUUGAGCCUUUAUCAUAUAUAUACAGGCAGGCAGGAGCCUUUACUGUCCAUUUACAAAUUCAGGUCUGGCAGCUCUAAGGUCUUUGAAAUCUGGAUAUUAAUGACACAAUAGUAUUGUGGUUAAAUAAUUUAAAAUAACAUAGCAAUAAAUUCACGACAAUACAGACGAACAUUUAGCUAUUUUCCCUCAAAAUAGGUAAUAGACCAGAAACACAGUGGACAUAUUUACAAUCUAUAAGUCAACAAAAAAUACCAAAUCUUUAAGGGUUUCCGAUAUUCUUUGCAUGAAAAAUAAGGAACUGCUGCCAAAAUAAAAUAAGAUUUUUUAUACAAAGUUUGACAUUUUCAAAGAAGUUGAAUUGAUUGAAACUUAAUUUGCAAAUAAGAUUUUAAAAUAAAAUUUUAUAUAUUUUAUUCUCAUUCACACUUUUAGACAACUGAUUGAAGGCAGUGAUGUUCUGCAGAAACUUGAAGACAUCCCAACAUACAAUGAGCGACCAACACUCGAUUGCAGAGUUACAGAUUGUGGCAUCUUUACCCCUUGAACAUCAUGGUUUUAUAAAAUAUAUAUAUAUAUAUAUAUUGUGCCACUUUUAUCUAUAUUAUGUCAUCUUUAGCAUUUAUCACAUUUUUUAUAUGUCAUAUCUUUAUAUUUUUUCUUAUAAAUCACAUAUUUUGAUUGUUUUUUCAAAGAAAGACUCACAGGAUAAAAUUUCAAAGGAUGUAAAGGGGAACUAUGGCCUAAGAUAUAAUUUUUAAAAUUUAGAUUUAAUUUUUUAUGAAUUCCCUUCUAGUUGCAAUCCCUUUUCAUGAGUUAGUGCGAUUCAUUGACAUCCAUCUUCCUUCAUUGACUUGUAAACUAAAGGAGCAACAUCAACCCCAGGCUGCUUUUUGGUACUUAUUUAAGUAAGGGGGGAAACCGGCAUAAUUUUGUGCUAAGAAUGUGAGGGUGGAUUCCAUCUAACCAAUGAAUCUGGUUUUGAAUGCCACUGCUAUUACCAGUGGAAACUGAGGUUUGUUGGCUAACUGGGAAUUGUGUAGAACUGACAAUUGCAAAUUUAGGGCAUAAAAAACACAGAAAAAGGCCUACAAAGUGGAAUUCCUUUGGCAAUUACAUUAUAAAAAAAAAUAAAAAAAUAUUUGUAUUCAAACUUCUAGACAAUUUUCAGAGAAAAAUACAAAGUGCAAAUGCAAAUAUAGGGAAAUGAAAUCCAAAGGAAAGAUGAAGUUCAUGAAACAAAAGUAAAAGGCAAGUGUGAUGCAGAACCACCUUCCACCUGGAAUAAAAAAUAAAAAGAGAGGAAGGAAGGAGAGUGGGAUAGAGAAACAAGAGAUAAAAAAAGAUGGAAGUUAGAGUGGAAGUAUGCAAAAAGUAACAGAAAAGAGUAUAGGGGCCGGACCUGAACUCUUCAGACAAAACAUAUAUAAAGUUAACGCCAUCUCUAUAUACUUUAUAUACAGUGUCAUGGAUCAAUUUCCAAAACCUGUGGAUUAAGGGGCAGAUAUUGAGGUACAUACCUGGAGCUUCUGGACAUCUCCAACAUGUGAGGAAAACGCCAUGCCAUGGUUGUUGAUACCCAGUACCAAAAGAUAAGCAGUUCAUGUUUACAUGCUAUAGACCAGUGAUGCAAAAUAAAGUGUUCUGCCACUCUGAAUCAGAACACAUCCUAUCCAGGGAUAUGUCCUAUCUACCCACAAACAAAGACUGGUCCAAAGUCGCUGCUGUGAUUUGUAAUACAAUGAGCAAUUACGGAGUCACUAUUUGAAAAUAUUUCAAAUGGUGUUGUAGAAGGAAAAACUUUAGCCUGUUCUGAAGUAGAUAAGCCUAAUUUAGAAACUUUUUUCAAACUAAGCUACAGUCAAAGAUUAGUUACUUUAGGUUGCGUUGUAAGAUUCAUUUUUCUCUUGACAACAAUUAUUUUUUUUAUGGCAUAUAACCUCUGUUAUGCUUGGCAACCAAUUACAUUAAAAAAAAAAAGUUAAAACAAGAGAAUUAUUGUAGGAAUUAUUUUCAUUAUAACCACUUUGCAGUUUUCUUGCAUAGCACAGAAGUCAUCAAUAACAAUAUAAACAUAUUUAAACAAUACUCAAAUUUUAUGCCAAGAUACUAUUCUAAGAUUAGUAAAGAACUCAGUCAACUGAGGCUACUCACUAAACUCUGCAUUUUAAUGAAUUAAAUCGAAAUUGUAAACUUAAAGGACCACUAUAGUGCCAGGAAAACAUACUCGUUUUCCUGGCACUAUAGUGCCCUGAGGGUGCCCCCACCCUCAGGGUCCCCCUCCCGCCCGGCUAUGGAAAGGGGAAAAGGGGUAAAACUUACCUUUUUCCAGCGCUGGGCGGAGAGCUCUCCUCCUCCGAUCCUCCUCUUCUCCUCCCCGUCGGCUGAAUGCGCAUGCGCGGCAAGAGCUGCGCGCGCAUUCAGCCGGUCACAUAGGAAAG